This is a messenger RNA of Aplosporella prunicola CBS 121167, 2526 nucleotides long. RefSeq lists its product as uncharacterized. The record is from RefSeq and is a predicted model, not a curated record. Gene Ontology annotation, molecular function: transcription cis-regulatory region binding; DNA-binding transcription factor activity, RNA polymerase II-specific; zinc ion binding. NCBI's taxonomy places the organism in Eukaryota, Fungi, Ascomycota, Dothideomycetes, Botryosphaeriales, Aplosporellaceae. Gene Ontology annotation, cellular component: nucleus. Gene Ontology annotation, biological process: positive regulation of transcription by RNA polymerase II. The transcript is spliced from 5 exons. The coding region runs from base 50 to 2050 and encodes 666 amino acids.
CGAGAACCUGCGCCAGGGCUACUCCGACCUCGAGGACCAAGCCCGCACCAUGCUGCCCGCCCAGAGCUCCGCCAGGGCCCGCCGGAAGCCCGCCGUCGGCCAGGACCACGUCAAGCACCGCAGGACUCGCAGCGGUUGCUACACCUGCAGAAACCGCCGCGUCAAGUGCGAUGAGACUCACCCCAUCUGUGAGAGAUGCCGCAAAGGCAACAGAGAAUGUGUCUACCCGGAGCCCGUCCAGAACGCCAAAUCUCAUCGAGCCGCAAGCAGGACCAAGGGCUCCUCUCCCGGCAGCGCCUCGUCUGGAGACGAGGGCAGAGACCAUCUACCGCCAAUUCCCGACGAUGACGAGGAGACGCCAGGAUCCAGCCAUCGCGCAAGCGUAUCCAAUUCGAGCCACACCGGCCGAGAGCAGUCGAACACGCCGUCGCUUACCCACGACAAGAGCCCCUCGCCUUCGACGGAGAGUUCGAGCGUCAUCGCCCACGCCCACCCGCGGCCUGUACCAUCCCGGACGUCGAGCAGGCAGAACCUCCGCCGCUCGCCCAUGGACAGGACCUGGAACGAGCUCAAGCCCGAUGUGCGCUAUUAUCUCGAAUGGUUCCGCGAUAACAUCACCUGCCAUCACUACGCUUUGAAGUACGAUGGCGCAGACUUUAUGCGCACGACCCUACUAGACAUUGCCGUGCACAAUGACCCAUUGCUCUACGCCGUUGUAGGAUUUGCCGCCUACCACCAUACGGUGCAAAGGCCAGAUGGCCGCCUUCAAGACUUUCUCGGAUACUACAACCAGUCCGUUAACCUGCUUCGAGUUUCUCUGCAGCGCGGGCAAAGACGCAGUCCAGCCACCCUUCUCACUAUCCUACAGCUGGCUACGAUCGAGGAGUACCUAGGAGAUUGGGUCAAUUUAAUAGGCCAUCAAAAAGCCGCAUUCGAGAUCAUCACCAGUCUUUACACCCCGCAAACCGUCAUGCAGAAUGAGACUUCGCGCCGGAUCUUGCUGUGGUAUGUCCGCUUCGACCUUUUCGGAGGCUUCCUAGGCGGCAAUGAGACCGCCCUCGCACGAGACUGGUUCGUUGCCUGCGCUCAGUAUUACGUCCAGCAAACUCGCGACAGACCAGAAGACCUCAACAGCAAGUUCGAGGAAAGACUAUGCCAAUGCCGGUUGUUUGCGAGGGACGUAUCAGCACUCUUCUCCAGGACGACAAAGGGUCUUCUUGACUCGGAAGCGUUUGCAGCGGAAAGUGCCGCCAUAGAGCAAAGAUUGGCGGAAUGGUACGACGAACUCGAUCCCGCUUUGAUGGACGAGUCAAAACACAUCACGGAUUUUUCCGGUGCGCCACCUCGAGACCCGGAAGACAUUGUGGAUCCUUACGACCCCAACUCCAUGUAUGGCGGCGACCUUUUCCCAAUGAACAUUUGCCUCAUCGACUACUGGGCCAUCGUUCUCAUGUUCAAGCUGCAACUUGCGAUGAUCCGAAGAACGACGCCGUCGCCGGACACGGUUACAAUAGCAUUUAAGGUCUGCCAGAUGUUCGAGGGGCUCGAACUGUGCCCGCAGAGCCCUCCUGGCAUUCUGAUUGAGGCCCAAGCAAGCUUGGGGAUGGGCAUUAUGUUUUUACCCAAGGAUCAGAAGCAUAUCAUGUGGGGCCGGCGCAAGUUUGCCAAGGUGGAGUCAUUAGGAUUUAUUCACCCGCAAGCUCUCCGAACACGCAUGUCUGAAACCUGGAAUGCGGACGUCUCACGUUGGUGGCUACCCGAAGACGAAGGCUACCCGCCAAUCAUAAAAUCUAUCCGCGGAUUUAUCGAGGAUCGCACUGUCAACCCCAGCGACCAGGAAAAGCAGGAUUUGAGAGACAUGAAGGGUUUGUUCAAUGAACUCAGUCUGGGUGAGGACAAAUUCAGCCACACCCAUGUCGAGAAUGCCGAUAGUUUCGAUCCGUCGAGCGAAAGCUUUAGCAUGGACAUCCAAGCUUUUGAUGAAGCCAUGAUCUACCAGGAGAGCCCAGAGUUUGGGUGGAACUACGACAGUCAUAACUCUGAAGCGUAAGAGUAUUUCGACUGGUACUCAUUCAUGGCAAGCCCUACAUUGCCUGUCAUCGGACUGUUCGGACGUCCGAAGUCCGUGGACCGGACCACUGAUCUACCUUCCCUUUUUGGCCUAGGCUAAAGCACAGCCACCUAUUAGGAAUAUUCAUCUGGACUGAGCUGCAUACAAUGAUCUCCUGCCGCCCGUGCCGCAUUGCUUAGAUCCUUGCUUCUAGUGGAUAAUCUUUCUUUUUGUUUUGCAUGUGAUGGGGCGUUCUGGCAUGGAAUCUAGCCGUCGAUGGACUUCGACACGGCUCAUAGAAAAGUUUCUUUCCGGCUGUAUUGGGAAAACGGAUAGGCAGGUCUUCUUGUUUAGGGAAAAGGGUCGGCAAUAGGGCCAUGGACUGGAGUAACGGUGUCAUCCCAGGGUAUUGUGCUAUCUUGGCAUUCAAGCCAUUGUAUUACUAGCUGUAUUAUGUACCAAUAAUCCGCCACCGC